Prunus dulcis (almond) is the source of this 1291-nucleotide messenger RNA. RefSeq lists its product as uncharacterized. The record is from RefSeq and is a predicted model, not a curated record. NCBI's taxonomy places the organism in Eukaryota, Viridiplantae, Streptophyta, Magnoliopsida, Rosales, Rosaceae. The coding region runs from base 146 to 1138 and encodes 330 amino acids. Gene Ontology annotation, biological process: lipid metabolic process. Gene Ontology annotation, molecular function: oxidoreductase activity, acting on the CH-CH group of donors. Gene Ontology annotation, cellular component: membrane. The transcript has 3 exons.
GAGAGAAUCAUCUACAUAUUUUCUACUUUCUAAUAUCAUGGGAGGGCCUCUUUUGAUUUUUGAAACGUUGUAGAACAAAAAGAAAAGCUUGUAGGAAAGGAACUUGCUAGGACUAUAAAAACAGGCCUCUGUUCCUCUGUUGUUGAUGUACCUACUUCUACAACCAACCAUGGCUGGUGGUAACUUGAAGAAUGCAGUCGUAGCAUUUCUGGCUCCCCUUCCCUCCAUUAUCUUCUACCUCAUAUUCCUCAGCAACAACCAUCACCAAACAGAUGGGAUUCUCUCUCCUCUCUGGGCGUGGUGCUCCCACCACCCUCUUCUCUUAGCCAAUGUCCUCUUCUUCCUCAACGUCAAUGUCCUCUUCUGGGUCAUCAGCCAAGUUCUAAAAAGCCACUGGAUGAUCGAUUUGUAUUGGACUGUGAUACCUGUAAUGCUUGUUCAUUACUAUGGCUCUCACCCUCUGGCUGAUUAUAACUGGUGGCGCUCAACGAUCGUAGUUUUGAUGACUUGGGUUUGGAGCCUCAGGCUUUCCCACAACUACUUUAGGCGGGAAAAUUGGCAAUGGGGUGCAAGAGAGGACUGGAGGUUCACCGAUAUGAGCUCACAGUAUGGGAAGCACUGGUGGUGGAUUUCCUUCUUCGCCGUCUACCUCUCUCAGCAGGUUUUUCUGAUUGGGGUAUGCCUUCCAAUGUAUGUGAUCCACUCAGUUAAUGUGCCACUGAACAUAUGGGAUAUUAUUGCCGUCAUUGUCUGCAUUUCUGGCAUUGUUGUAGCAUACUGUGCCGACACGCAGCUCCACGACUUUGUAAGCAGAAACAACAAGCUGAAAGAGCUUGGAAAGCCAGUUGUCCCCAAUCUUGAUGAGGGGUUGUGGCGUUAUUCACGGCAUCCCAACUACUUUGGAGAGCAGUUGUGGUGGUGGGGACUAGUUAUAUUUGCAUGGAGCCUGGGACAUGGAUGGGCCUUUGUUGGAUCUCUCAUCAAUACAAUGUGUUUAGCUUAUGUGACUACUCUUGUGGAACGGCGAAUGCUGAAACAAGAUUACAGAGCAGAAGCAUACAGGCGAUAUCAGAAGACAACCUCUGUGUGGAUACCUUGGUUCAAGUCAUCCCCAGGAGGAAAAGAUAAGAAUGCUUAAUUGAUGUUUCUAGCAGUGUGUUAUGCUUUGCUACUUUUUUGUAUUUGUUUUUUUUAUCCAUAAUCUGUUUCUUGUCUUAUAAUGUCUAUGUUCAAAGUUGUUAUCAACUGGUAUUUAUUUGAAAGAAAUGAAUGCAAGUUGGAUUUUAUUUGU